Nicotiana tabacum (common tobacco) is the source of this 336-nucleotide messenger RNA. The record is from RefSeq and is a predicted model, not a curated record. NCBI's taxonomy places the organism in Eukaryota, Viridiplantae, Streptophyta, Magnoliopsida, Solanales, Solanaceae.
AUGGCAUUGAGAAUUUUGAAGGAAAUCCAACUAGCACUUCUUAACCAAAUGUUGAAAAAGGAUUUGGUGAAUGAUCAAUUUGAACACCUCAUGAUAUCUGGGAGGGCACAAAAUCCUCAAUUUGUAGUAAAAACUAUAGAGGAUUAUUGUGCUGAAAUCGAAACUAUUAUAUCGCAAAUGAAAAAUGACAUUGAGAUUCUUGAUGUUGAUUUUUCUCAUUUGGUUGUGUUAUGCGACCAAGUCAUAGAGAAAAGUACAAGGAUUGGUGCUGUGCAUGUGAAAUCUGCAUGUCUGCUUCUCGUUCGCACUUGCGAGCAAAGAAACAAAAAGAAGUAA